AUGACCAAGAUUCCUGCCCUUCCUCACCAGGUUGUCAAGGCGGACAAGAUCGAAGAGACCUUCAAGGACUGUAUUGACCUGGCUGUCUCCAAGCGCGGAGGCAAGGUCCUAACCGUCACCGACGAAUGGUUUGCCGAGGCCCAGAACCUUCUCUCCGCCCAAGCACCCGUCUCCCGCCCUCACCACUUCGUCCCCUCGGGCGCCUGGUUUGACGGUUGGCAGACCCGUCGUCAUAACGCCCAUUACGACUGGUGUGUCAUCGAACUCGCUCACCCUGGAACCAUUGAGGGCUUCGAAGUCGAUACUGCCUUUUUGACCGGUAAUCAUGCCCCCUUUGUCUCUAUUGAGGGCUUCAAGGAUACGUCGAAUGCUUGUAAGACCAAGCCGCGUUCGCAUGAGCAGUGGGCGGGGGUUGAGUGGGUCCCGCUUUUGGCGAAGUCGGCGCUAGAGGCGAAUGUCCGUCAUGGGUACAAGUUUGACAAGCCAAGUGAGGACGCCUUUACGCAUGUAAGGGUUUGUAUGUACCCCGACGGUGGGCUUUCGAGAGUCCGGGUCUAUGGACAGUUGCAGACUAUCUACCCCGAGAACAAGCAUGAGAUGUACGACCUUGCCGCCGUCUCCUCCGGUUCGACGGUGACAGAGUUCUCGGACGCCCAUUACGGCCACCCCUCCAACAUGCUCCUCCCUGGACGAGGACACGAUAUGUCGGACGGCUGGGAGACCCGUCGCUCCCGCACCCCUGGUCACGUCGAUUUCGCAGUCAUCAAACUCGGUCGCCCCGGACAUGUGGCCGCGAUCGAAGUCGACACUGCCCACUACAAGGGUAACGCCCCCAAGGCCGUGUCGAUCGCCGGGUUCGAGAUCGGAUCCGAUGAACCCAUUAUGCUCCUCGACCAAAAGCCCCUCCUCCCCCAUCGUCAGAAUUUCUUUGAGAUUGCAAGUGACCUGACGGAACGCCGGGUUGCGACUAUUAGGGUGAUCAUGAUCCCUGACGGUGGUAUUAAGCGGGUCCGUAUCUGGGGCUCUGCACAGUUGCCUGCAGUCCAGCCUGAGGACUCGUUGAUUGGAGUGCGUCAGGAGUUGGAGGAUGAGAAUACCUGGAACAUUCGUAAGCAUGAGCCUGUCGCUCGUGCUUAA
This is a messenger RNA of Linnemannia hyalina, 1137 nucleotides long. Lineage: Eukaryota; Fungi; Mortierellomycota; Mortierellomycetes; Mortierellales; Mortierellaceae. The record is from the annotation of a GenBank genome assembly.